This is a messenger RNA of Lathyrus oleraceus (garden pea), 698 nucleotides long. Its product is annotated as dormancy-associated protein 2-like. Lineage: Eukaryota; Viridiplantae; Streptophyta; Magnoliopsida; Fabales; Fabaceae. Bases 57 to 464 code for a protein of 135 amino acids. The record is from RefSeq and is a predicted model, not a curated record. The transcript is spliced from 2 exons.
UUUUCUCAUCCUUCACUAUCAAAUAUCACAUUUCACUUGAUUUUGAGUUGAGUACAAUGGAUUCCAAAAAAGCAUUCAUCAUCCUUGGCUUUUUGGCCAUGGUUCUUUUUAUUUCAUCAGUGGUGUCAGCUAGGGACUUAUCUGAGACUUCCACUAAUACCAAAGAGAAGGUUGUUGAAAAGUCAAAUGAAGUAAAUGAUGCUAAAUAUUAUGGUGGAGGUUACGGUGGCUAUGGAGGCUAUGGUGGAGGUUAUGGUGGCUACCGUGGAGGCUAUGGUGGUUACAAUGGCGGCUAUGGUGGUUACCGUGGAGGCUAUGGUGGUUACAAUGGUGGCUAUGGUGGUUACCGUGGAGGCUAUGGUGGUUACAAUGGUGGCUAUGGUGGUUACCGUGGUGGUGGAGGAGGCUACGGUUAUGGCGGUGGCGGUGGUUACAAUGGUGGUGUUUCCGACCAUGGUAACUGAUUAUAUCACCAUGCAUGGACAUUUGAAGUUUAAUAAAUUUCAUGAAUAAAAAAUGUUGAACCAAAGAGGUACAUAGGUAUCCUUUGUGGUUAUGUAAUAUUUAUGUGUAAAAUAAAUUAUCACUAUGUAUAUAUGUGGUGAUGAGUUUGAUUUAGAACUAAAGUGGUGAAUGUAUUAUCGUGUGUAAUAUAGAAAAUGUCAUCGUUGUUUAAAUAUAUUUACCUAUUAAACAAA